AUGGAAUACAGACGCAGGAAAGGAUUAGAAAAGGACAAUAAUGACGGCAACGAGAAGAGUGGAAAGGACAUAAGGAAGAAAACUACCAAAGGCGAAGUGAAGAAUCGGACAAUCAGCGAACAAAGUGUCAAAUCUUCAAGUGUGACUAGGAAGAAAAUCAAGCUGGAUCAACAGGAAUCCGCCGUAGAUCUUUCCCCAGAUACGGGGGGAUCUACGGAUCGCAUAGUUCGUAGACCACCACGUCGGCCUAACAUCGGUCAUUAUCGUCAAAAUUUAUUGUCAUUUGCGAGAUACGAAAAUAAUUUGAACGUCGUCAACGAACCCAGGCCGAGUACAUCGAGAAAUACAAUGUCGCGAAACGAAUCCCGACAGACGGCGGGGAGGCGAUCAUCAUCAAAGAAUACUACACCCCAAGAUAAAAUUGAUGCUAUUAACAGAGUUCACAAUGGUGAAUCAAAGGCAGCAGUGGCACGUGACAUCGGUGUACCUGAAUCCACCCUUAGAGGGUGGUGCAAGUCUGAGCAAAAAUUACUCUCGCAAUUAAAUAACAUGAGAGCAUCGGGAGCAUCAAUGCCAGGAACAUCCAUGGCUUACGAACAAAUUCUAACUACUUCUAGUUCUGAUAAUAGCAACAAUAGUGCAGUCGGUGGAUCAUCAUCGAGAUCAACACCUACAACUUCGCCAUCGAUAUUGGGAAUGCCAUCGACAUCUUCAGCUACCGAGAGAGUUACUGACGAAUUUGAAGCUGGACCGUCGCAAAAAAGAAUAAAAAUAGAGAACACUUCUGCUUCCUGUAGUACGAUGGUGAGUAACAUGCCAUCAACAUCGGGUCGUCAACCGAUGAUCAACGUCAAUGACGCGACGAACAUAUAUAAUUCGUAUUUAUACCAUGCCAAUUUACCUGAUACGACCAAGUCAAAUGUGGCAGCAGCCAUAUUAUCCACUAUUGCGAAGAGUUCGGAAUAUUAUGCUCUUUCUGGAGUAUACUCGAAUUUUAUUGAAACUCUGGCUAGGACCAAUGGUACGUCAUUAGCGUUGAAUAUGCUACAACAGCAACAGCAACUACAACAACAGCUGCAACAACAAACUAAUAACACAUUAGUUAACGGUAAUAAAAGAAAACAUAAUACCUCAAGUCAUACUCUCUUGUCAACCAUGAACAUCCCGAGCACAUCGAGAACACAAAGUAAUCAGUCACCAAGUAUGGACAGAUCGGCCAGGAGUAUGGCUCAACUGAACUACGACAUAUCUAUGCCGUCAACUAGUCGUGAUUGUCGCAGUCCAGCCGUAAACCUCGUAAAGGUCGCAAACGUCGCAGACUUCACAGUUAACGCAGAGGCCGCAAAUAAUAUAGAAAUGAGAAUCGUCACAAACGACCCAAUCGACGCAAACGAAGUAAUCGUCACAAACGACGGAAUCGUCGCAAACGAUGCAGACGUUGCAGACGACGCAAACAACGCAAACAAUGGAAAUAACGGAAACGGCGCAAACGUCACAAACAUCGCAACCGCUCAACCAAGAACAACAACUAAAACAGGUAGAAGCCUUAAUAGUAUAAUAGACAGUCUUCAUCAUCCAUACAUAUCAUCUUCGGACAGCGAAGGAGUAAUAUUUGAUGUCGUUAAUAACAAUAACAAUGAUGAUGACAUGGAUAGUGAAACCGCAAGAAAAAAUUAUCCUGAUACCUUGCCACCGGGAUGCUCGGAAAUGGUCACAUAUUGUGAUAAAUUAUUACAAUGGUUACAUGAUUACGGUUCGCCCAUAAGUACAAUGAAACAAGUGGGUCAUAUUCAACAAAUAUCGACCCGUUUACGAGACUGGAUUCUUCAAAAAUCCAAGAAGGAACCACACAGACCUAAUGGUGUAAGAUAG
Molecule: messenger RNA, 1872 nt
Organism: Trachymyrmex septentrionalis
Lineage: Eukaryota; Metazoa; Arthropoda; Insecta; Hymenoptera; Formicidae
Product: myosin-G heavy chain-like
Exons: 2
Coding region: 1-1872 (623 amino acids)
Molecular function (GO): DNA binding
Source: RefSeq, a predicted model, not a curated record